Triticum turgidum subsp. durum (durum wheat) is the source of this 1623-nucleotide messenger RNA. NCBI's taxonomy places the organism in Eukaryota, Viridiplantae, Streptophyta, Magnoliopsida, Poales, Poaceae. The record is from the annotation of a GenBank genome assembly.
AUGGUGCUCGACCGCCCCGUCGGGCGCCCGGUCUUCCGCAAGCCCGAGCGCCGAACCCUAGCCCCGCCGCGUGGUACGGGCCCUCCGCCUCCCCCGCCGAUUCCGCCCACGCCGGGGGUGUACCUUCGGGGGCCUCCUCCGCUCCCGCCCCCCGGGGCCAUCCCACCGCGCCCGAUCGUCGUCUGCCUCGAUCUCGCCAGGAUGAAGCAAAUGGAUUCCUCCCGGAGCUCUUCUCUUAUGAAGUUCCUUGAGGAUACGGGGGUUUCGCCCUCGGAGGAGGAAACCCGGAGGAGGGAGAGGGUCAUACUCGAACUCCACAAGAUAGUUAUGGAUUGGGCGAAAAUGGUGGCGUUCAACCAGGGGGGGAAACCUUGGAUCACAUCAGGCACGGUGUUGACCUUUGGCUCCUAUGAUUUAGGGGCAUAUGGACCUGAAUCUGAUAUUGAUGCAGUCUGUGUUGGUCCUUGCAUUGCAUCACUACAACAUCAUUUCUUCGUUGUCCUGCGACAAAUGCUUGAAGCAAGGCCAGAAGUAUCAGACUUGCAUUCUAUUGAAAGUGCUAGGGUUCCGUUGAUGCGCUUUAAAUUCAACGGUGUGUCAGUUGAUUUUCCAUACGCCCAGCUGCCAGUUAUCAAUGCUGCAGAGGCUAUACAUGCAAAUGAUCCCCGUUUGCUAGAGAAAGUUGACGAGGCAAGCUGGAGAUGUCUAUCUGGAGUUCGUGUUAAUAGACAAAUCAUGCAAUUAGUUCCAAAUAUGAAGAAAUUUCAACUUUUGUUGCGCUGCCUUAAACUCUGGGCAAGAAAAAGAGGAAUUCAUUGCCAUCUAGUUGGCUUCUUUGCUGGAAUUCAUUUGGCGGUUCUCGGAGCAUAUGUUUGCCGCAGACACCCAAAUGCUACUGCCAAUACUUUGUUGUGUAGGUUCUUUGAGAUAUUUUCUCACUGGCCUUGGCCUCUUCCGGUGUCUUUGCAUGACCAAACACCUCUUUGGAGUCCUGAUGGGUGCUCUCUCAUGCCCAUAGUGAUGCCCUGUUAUCCACCAGAAUUUUGUGCCUCUAAUGUCACAAAAAGCACUUUCAACAAAAUCAAAGAAGAGCUUUGGCGGGGUUUAUCUUUGACCAAGGAUACAAGUAGUGUUGAUGUCGACUGGAAUUGGAUUUUUGCGCCGUUUCCAUAUGCUGCAAAAUAUAAGCACUUCCUUCGCAUAGUUCUCUCAGCUCCGACAACUGAAGAGUUACGUGAUUGGGUUGGAUGGGUGAAAUCACGAUUCCGCGGCCUUAUUCUCAAGCUGGAAAGCCUUAACAUUGGUUGUGACCCAAAUCCCUCAGAGCAAGUGGAUCAUACCAUUGGUGAGCCAAAUGCUGUAUUCUUGUGGGGUCUCAUCAUGUAUAGUAAUACUCAGAUCUGUACAACUUCUCUCAAAAAGGACUUCAUGAGAAGCGUCACUAACAACAUCUAUGGAAAGGAAAAGUGUGCUCAUUCGGACAUAGAAUUGUCUGUUGUCGGUAUGCCUCAGGUGCCUAAAAGCAUGUCUGAUCAUUCGGCCUACUUACAGAAACUGCCGAAUCUUCCACCGCGAAUGCUGGGCUACCCACCGAUGAGGCAGGGCUGCAAUGCAGUUGGUUAA